GAUGAGUAUCUAUCUCCAAUCAAAAUCUGUUUGCAUGUAUUUGUGACUGGACUGUCUCCUGCUGAAAAUCGACCCAAUUCUGUUGUAACUCCUUUUGAUAUGUGGUCAGUGAGCUACAAAAUGCACGAUCUCAUUGCAGCUUUCAUGUCUCUGCUAGAGGAUAUGAGGGAAGCUUUAGUAAGAAGAUGUUAACAGGCUAAUCUUAGGGAGCAAACUAGGUGUCACUUCUUAGCCAGUUCAUUAAUGUUGGAUCAAAGCAACCAAGUCUAGGGGUGGUAUGUCUUUUUUUAAAUACCUUUUUUUUUUAAAUAACUAGCGAGCUUUGCAAACUGAUAACAUCAUGUUUAAAAACUGCUUGCAUCGGAAGUCAGAAAACAUAUCCAUUUGGAUGGGCCUUCUUUCAGUGGAAAUAAUUGGUUACUUUUCGUGUGUAUUUGCUUAAAGAUGUUGACCAGGGAAGCUGUAAUGAAGUGACAAAUUCUCUUGUGUCUAUAUAAGAAUGGCUGCAGACUAAAAGGCAAUCCCCUAUUAAAAUAAAUGGCUAUGCAUGGCUGAUAAUGUAUCAUUGUCUUAAAAAUGGACCUGCUUUUGUUACACUGAUGACAGCACUGCAGUUCUGAAUACUUUCAAUCAAAGAGUUAUUUUCUUCAAAACUUUGACUAAUAAGACCAUGAGUCAAAACCAGAUCCAGUUGAAAUCAGCAGGAUUUUGCCAUGCGCAUCAAUGGGAUCACAUAGUAGAGAGAAGAGCAGCACUGGGCUUUUGGUUUUGACUUUGAGGUAUAAUUUUGGUCAGUUCGGGCACAUCUACAUGAAGCGCUUAAGGUACAGAAGACUAAUUCUACUUACUGCACAUUAGCGCGGCUGGCAAAAACUGUUCUAAUGUUCUAAUGCUCAGUAACACUGAUUACCGUGCAUUAAGUUAGUACCUGUUAUUAUAGGUACUAAACUUAAUGUGCCAUAAUUAUAGCACAUUAAUGAAUGUGUAGAUGCUCCCUCUAUGUUGUAGUAAUUGUAGUAAUAUGCUUAGGUCUUCUAUAACAUGCAUCAUCCAGAGAUUUCAAAGAUCUUUGCCAAGCAAGUUAGUAUUGUUAUCUCCAUGUCACAGAUGGGGAAACUAAGGCACAAAAUAGUGAAGUGACUUGCUCUCCAAUAUCUCACAGGAGUGCCAUCUGUUCAGAUAGAUAUUGCUAGGAGAGCUAUACACAUGCUUUCCAAAGGGAAUUGCUCAGUGAUCCAUCUGCCCCAGCCUAUUUGAUUGCUUUGACCCUGUCAUAAUGAACAUUCCCUUUCCUUUUAGCUUUCAAAUUAAAACACUUUAUGUGACUGUGUUUAGAUAAGGAUGCCUUCUAAUAGUGAAAUGUCCUGCUUUGAUGAUCUUCACUUGAACACUGAAUAGAAUAAAAUAAGUAAGCUAGGCAUGGCAUGGUGCACAAAGCUAAAAUCUCAACCAAGGAGGAUAUCUGCCUUGAGAAAUAUCUGGAACAGCUUUUUCUGUUUAUUAAGAUAGCCUAACUGAAAGAAUCUGUAGGUGCUGUAAUUUCUCUCAGUGUAUCUCAGUUGUGAUCACAUAUACACACAGCCCCCCACCUACACACACACGCACGCGCACAUGCGCACACACACACACACACGUCAGGGGGAUCUUCAACACAAGCUUUCAUUCUUUGAGCUUCAUUAAUUAUGGGAGAAUUGUGGAGUGACCAAUACUGAGGCCAGCCACAAGGAGGAGUGAUGAUCUGCAUACACUGGACAAGUCUUACAGCAGGUCCUGAAACUUUGCAACUGGCCAUUUCCAAACACAGACGCUCAGAGGAACAGGCACUGACAUCAAGUUUGAAAGCUCUGUCUGAAGCAUUUUGGCAUUGACUUCCUCAUGACUAAACUGUUUUCUUUUUACUUUCCCCUGCUAGAUGUGAAAACUCAGUGUGAUGUCCUUCCUUCCUCCAACCUGGAGUCUUACCCUCAGAGCUCCAUUGUUGUUACCCUAGAGGACAUGGACCUCUGGAUGCAGUUUCACCAAAUAGGAACCGAAAUGAUCAUCACUAAGUCUGGCAGACGAAUGUUUCCACAGUGCAAAAUCAAAGUCUCUGGCUUGAUCCCUUAUGCUAAAUACCUCAUGCUGGUGGAUUUCGUGCCAAUGGACAACUUCAGAUACAAGUGGAAUAAAGAUCAGUGGGAAGUCGCUGGAAAAGCAGAGCCACAACUUCCCUGCCGUACAUAUGUCCAUCCAGAUUCUCCAGCUCCUGGCAGCCACUGGAUGAAAGAACCUGUCUCCUUCCAAAAGCUGAAACUCACCAACAACACCCUGGAUCAACAUGGCCAUAUCAUCCUUCACUCCAUGCACCGUUACAAGCCUCGCUUCCACAUAGUACAGGCAGAUGACCUUUUCAGUGUCCGCUGGAGCAUCUUCCAGGUGUUCAGCUUCCCUGAGACUGUCUUCACCUCUGUUACUGCCUACCAAAAUGAGAAGAUCACAAAACUCAAGAUUGACAACAACCCAUUUGCUAAAGGUUUCCGGGAACAUGGGAAGAACACUCGAAGGGAAGGGCGAGCAAAAGGCCAGAAACCUAGCCCAGCCAAAGGCCAGAAGAGGAAGCUCCCAGAAGAAACAGAAUCUGGUGCUGAGGAACCGGAUUUUGUGAAGGAUGAGAAUGUGGAGGUGAAAGAGGAGCGGAAUCCCAUCCCGGUUAGUGGUGGAUACCCCUUCUGGGUCUCAGAGCAGAAUGGCAGCCAAGCCAUCCCUGCAGUGUCACCAGCACCAGCAGACCAAAGAGAAGCAACUGCUAGAGAGCAGCAAGUGCCAACUCCUUCCACCUACCAGACAUACAGGUUCCAUGACACGGGGGACACGCAGCAGGCUCCCGCACGCAACGUCGCCACUUUGAAUGAGUUCCGGCCCAGAUCCCACCCUUUGGACAUAGCCACAGUGCCAGACCACGAUUCUAAACAGCUGUCAGAAGGUUUCACCAACCUGCCUACACUACCCCCACCUCUGCCUCCUCCUCAAGACUACACAGGGGUGGUCAACAUGGCUGUAGACUCUGCUGGGAAGCCAGGGGCCCGAGGUCCAGUGUACAAUCCAUAUGGCGCUGAGCAAGGCCUAGGCCAGUGGAUGGUCCCUUCCCACAGCCAGUACAGGGCAAUGAGCUACUCUCCCUUUUCCACAGAUUAUAAUGGUCAAGGGGCUUCAGGGCAUGCUCAUGGGAGCAUGGCAGACUGGAGCCAGUACCCUCUGUUCCCCUAUGCCUGCUGGUGAAGGGGGAGGACUCUUCCAAAUUAAAGAACUCAAAGGACAUUGUAACAAAAUCUACUUUAAAAUAUGCUCUGGGGUUGCCACCUUGUGGCCUUGCCUACACUAGGCAAGAGUGUGUUGCAAUAGUGCAUAGAUUGGGACACCAUAAUCUUGAAACAUCAAUACAAUUCCUUGUGCCCCAUGCAACAACCAUCCUGUGCAUUUUACAAGUGCUCGUUGCAUCUCCUGGGGUCCAUAUCUUUACUUUAAGUUCUGACUGAACCAAUGCAUUCUUUGGUGCUUUGCCCCAAGUGUGGAUAGAUAAUUGCAAGCAUUGCAAAUGCAGUGGUUCAGCUGAUUUCCCAACUUUAUCCCAUGAUUCAUGCAUGUCGUUACAUUUAACAUUUACUCAAAGAACCCCAGUCCCGGGAGCAUGCAAGGCGCUUAAGGAGUCUCAGCAUGCACCACAGAUGCUCACAACAAAACAGUGGAGCCAUGUGCAGAGUGGCUGUGUGAAGGAGACAUCGUUACAUGGACAAGUGAGAGAUAAUUAGCCAUUUCAGUGUCCCUGGAGUAGCUUCCUCUCUUAGUGUAGACAAAAAGUGCAGCUAUCCUCCUGGUCCUUUGCCUAUAAGGCAUAUAAUGGUAAAAGAUAGAGUAAUGCAUGCAUGCUUGGAGCAGAGUUGUACAGGUCAUGUGGACAGGGGGGAGUUAAUCCCAAAAAAAUGAAACAACUACAAGUUUCUGUGUUUGUCUCUGUGUGCUCUGACUGCCCAGCCAGCCCAUUUAUCCCCUCUCAGUUCAGCCCUGUCACUCCACAUGUACCUGCAUUGAGUUGCUGUUCCUCUGGUUGUUUGCCAUUUGACCCAAGAGGAUUGGAGGAUGCUGGGAUUCUUGGAGUUCCCCUCGCUGAAUAGUGGUGAGCAGCUGUGUUCACGCUGUCUCUCUGACCUCUUGUCUGUGCUGAGACCCUCAGUUGUUCUACCUCUGCCUCUUCCACAGCCUCAGUGAAGUGACCUGUCUAGUUGUUUUUAUUGUCCUGCUCCCAGCAGCUCAUGCAACAGUCCUGUUGGUGCACAGGUUUUGGCCAAGUUGGUAUUUCUCACUAGACGCUUGCUUUAAACAAAUAUUCCUGUUGAAAUACUGCCUGAUGAAUGAGGUAUCACUUCCAUAGUGCUCUGCAGGAGCUGCAAGACAGGCCAGUGGCAUGUUUCUGCUGCUGCUUUGGAGCCUCGCUAGGAACAUAAUGCAAUACAGAUGGGCAGGAGGGUAGCUUCCUCUCCGCUCCACCCUUGUGGUCCUUUUCCAAACUGCCCAUCAUUUUGGAAAGCAAGUCCUCCCAUUUCACUCUAAUUUUAUUUUCCUCGCAAUUGCUGCUGGAGUGGAGUCCUCCUUGGGAGAAACCCUCUGCUUCUCCUGUGGUUAUAAACAUGAUCUUAGACCUUAUUUAAGAAUGAUUUCUUGUAACACUUUAAAUAAACUAUGGUUUGGUAUGUAA
This is a messenger RNA of Alligator mississippiensis (American alligator), 4732 nucleotides long. RefSeq names its product T-box-containing protein TBX6L. Lineage: Eukaryota; Metazoa; Chordata; Crocodylia; Alligatoridae. Gene Ontology annotation, biological process: positive regulation of DNA-templated transcription; cell fate specification; regulation of transcription by RNA polymerase II. Gene Ontology annotation, molecular function: RNA polymerase II cis-regulatory region sequence-specific DNA binding; DNA-binding transcription factor activity, RNA polymerase II-specific. The coding region runs from base 1876 to 3258 and encodes 460 amino acids. Gene Ontology annotation, cellular component: nucleus. The record is from RefSeq and is a predicted model, not a curated record. The transcript has 8 exons.